CUCUUUAUCCUCUUCACACUCAUUUAUUCAAGCUUAGCUCAGACUAGCAUUAAUAAUAAUAAUACAGUCGUUUGUGAUAAAAAUGUAAAUCAAUAUUCAACAAUGAUGCCUAUUACCAGUGAUGACAAUUAUGGAUUUACGAUUACUUAUAAAAAUUAUUAUAAAGUUAUUGAAAACUUAUUUGACAAAAAGAAAUACUGUGUGGUCCGCUGUGGUCAGCCUAAACCUGACGAAUGCCCAUCAGAUGGAACAUUUUCAAAUAUAACAAGCGUUAGCAUCGACAAGGGUGCAUACGGUGUAAUUCCCUUUCUGGAGCUCAUUGGAGUUGAUAAUUAUAUUGUCAAUAGUGAUCUUUCUUUAGGUGCAUCUCCUUGUUUCGGAAGCAAACAAAAGACACCCAACAUUACAUUUACAACUCAAGGAAACACAACGUCCGGAACGUCUGUGAGUUUUUCUGCUCAAAGAAAUGAUCUCACCCCACUUCAGAAAGCAGCGUGGUUACAGUAUGUUGGAGCCUUUUUUGAAAAAGAACUGUCGGCAGCAAAAAUGCUUGCUUAUAUUAAUACAUUCUAUAAAUGCCACAAGGACAAUUUGGGAUACCAAUCAACACAAAAGACAGUUGCCUGGACAAGCUACGAUCCUCAACAAAAUGCAUUUACCAUCUAUCAAGACAGCUUUUUUAAUGAACUUGUGAAGGAUGCUGGAGGCCGUCUCGUUGCACCAAACACAGCACAGAACAAUGUCUAUUUAAUGAAUAACACAGUACAUGGAUCAUUGUUCCUUACUGCGCUCAACGGAGCUGAUUACAUCUUAGAUAUGAGCAGUACGAGUUUAACUUAUGACAAUUGGAUUACACCUAUUAAUGGGACGACUCACGUAACAGUUGCUGGUUUGCCUCCAGCGAUUGUAAACAAUAAUAUCUAUUCAGUGAAUAGACUGGUCAAAAAAGAUGUCUCUGACUGGACACAGAGAGCAGCUGCACGACCUGAUAUGGUAUUGUUGGAUUUAAUGCAUUUACUAUAUCCUACGAUGGAAAUGCCUAGCAACAACUAUCCUAUUUGGAUAACUCAUUUUUCCAAUACGAAUGGCACCGAGUAUGAGCAUGAAAUAGAUGCUUCUAAAUAUGGUACCUGUGGUAAUAUCGCAUCUAACGCUUUUGAAGAUACGAGGUGUUCCCCUAAUGGACAUAGAGGAACGAUUCAAGCAAAGCCGUUGACACCAGGAGAUAAAGCGGGUAUUUCUGUAGGCACAAUCAUCGCUGGUAUCCUGGCAGCCUUAGCAGGUGUAUGGCUGUUUAAGAGAUACCGUCGUCGACAGAGAAGACAUCAGUUCUACAAAAUGCAAGAAUUGUAACAUUCAAUACACUUUUAAGGAUAUCAAUGUCGUACCCGUUUUCAAUAAUACGAUUUCUAAAAAUAAACUCUCAUUUGUGCCUUUUUCAAAAAGUAUUACUUUUUAUUCUUGUAACAAAGUUUAUUGUAAUAAAUAUAUUGGACAAACAACCUUUGAACCGCGGCAGAUUCUUUGUGUAU
Molecule: messenger RNA, 1532 nt
Organism: Rhizopus microsporus ATCC 52813
Lineage: Eukaryota; Fungi; Mucoromycota; Mucoromycetes; Mucorales; Rhizopodaceae
Exons: 5
Coding region: 103-1353 (416 amino acids)
Source: RefSeq, a predicted model, not a curated record